AUGUUCGCCUAUUAUGUCCCCCAGUCAGAGCUAGAGACAUUCCUUGGAGCCAGUGCAGGGAAAUACACCAUCGGACUUGGCCAGCAGAACAUGAGCUUCUGUGAUGACCGCGAAGAUCUCUACUCCCUUGCCCUGACCGCUGUAUCCUCCCUCCUGCGCAAAUACUCGAUCGACCCCAACACAAUCGGCCGUCUCGAAGUUGGAACGGAGACUCUGCUGGAUAAAGCCAAGUCCUGCAAGACGGUGCUGAUGCAGCUGUUCGGAGACAACACUGAUAUCGAGGGCAUCGAUACAUACAACGCCUGCUAUGGCGGGACCAACGCCUUGCUGAAUGCAGUAAACUGGGUCGAGUCUUCAGCCUGGGAUGGCCGCGACGCCAUCGUUGUGGCUGGAGAUAUUGCCCUGUACGAUAAGCCAGCGGCGCGUCCAACGGGUGGUGCAGGCUGCGUGGCAAUGCUCAUCGGUGCGGAUGCCCCUCUGGUGCUGGAGCCGUUCCGGGGCUCCUGCAUGAAGCACGUCUAUGACUUCUACAAGGCGGAUUUCAAAUCCGAGUACCCGCUGGUCGACGGGCAGUUUUCCAACACCUGCUACCUGGGCGCACUGGACCAAUGCUACCAGCGGUAUCAGGUCAAGCAGCGUGCCCGGAACGAGGCAAAGACAAAUGGGACCGCCAUCAGUAACGGCCACAAGGGCAGUUUCCUGGAUACUUUUGACUAUUUCGUCUUCCAUGCGCCAAACUGCAAGCUGGUGUCCAAGGGCUAUGGUCGGCUGCUUUUCAACGACUUCAAAUUGGAGCCGGGAUCGUUUGACGAGGUGCCGGCACAAGCCCAAGAACUCGACUUUACCGCGUCGCUGACCGACAAGGGCCUGGAGAAGCUGUGCAUCAGCCUCACCAAGGACCGAUUCCUCGAGCGCGUAGAGCCGUCAUUGACCGUCCCGACCAACUGCGGCAACAUGUACACCGCCAGUGCGUAUUCAGGCCUCAUCGGCCUGAUCAGCAACGUCCCCAGUGACCGACUGCAGGACAAACGCAUUGGAGUGUUCAGCUACGGCAGCGGUUUGGCGAGCACAUUGUUCAGCUUCCGUGUCAAGGGCGAUACCAGCGAGAUGGCUCAGAAGAUCGACUUGCAUGAACGCUUGAGUGCUCGAACGGCAGCGUCGCCUGGAUUCUAUGAUCAGAUGUGUAAACUCCGCGAAAAGGCAUAUCAGCAAAGGAACUACACUCCCGAGGGAAGUGUCGAGAGCCUUGCCCCGGGAACCUACUUCCUGGUGCAUGUGGACGAUGUAUACCGACGAAAGUAUGAGAUGAAGCCAUAA
Messenger RNA from Aspergillus thermomutatus, 1317 nucleotides. It is a transcript of the gene erg13A, whose product is annotated as putative hydroxymethylglutaryl-CoA synthase. The coding region runs from base 1 to 1317 and encodes 438 amino acids. The record is from RefSeq and is a predicted model, not a curated record. The transcript is spliced from 4 exons. Gene Ontology annotation, molecular function: hydroxymethylglutaryl-CoA synthase activity. Gene Ontology annotation, biological process: acetyl-CoA metabolic process; ergosterol biosynthetic process. NCBI's taxonomy places the organism in Eukaryota, Fungi, Ascomycota, Eurotiomycetes, Eurotiales, Aspergillaceae.